This is a messenger RNA of Thlaspi arvense, 807 nucleotides long. The record is from the annotation of a GenBank genome assembly. NCBI's taxonomy places the organism in Eukaryota, Viridiplantae, Streptophyta, Magnoliopsida, Brassicales, Brassicaceae.
AUGGGGAAGACGAAAUCUGGAGAGAGACCAAAGCAGAGACAGAGGAAAGGGUUCUGGUCACCUGAAGAAGACGAGAAGCUAAGGAGCUUCAUCCUCUCUCAUGGCCAUUCCUGCUGGACCACUGUUCCCAUCAAAGCUGGGUUACAAAGGAAUGGGAAGAGCUGCAGAUUAAGAUGGAUUAAUUACCUAAGACCAGGGUUAAAGAGGGAUAUGAUUAAUGCAGAAGAAGAAGAGAUAAUCUUGACCUUUCACUCCUCCUUGGGUAACAAGUGGUCGCGGAUUGCGAAAUACUUACCGGGAAGAACAGACAACGAGAUAAAGAAUUAUUGGCACUCUCAUUUGAAAAAGAGAUGGCUCAAGUCUCAGAGCUCACAACGCGCAACGUCUCUUUCUUCCUCUUCUUCCGAAUCACAUGUUGCUUGUGGAAAAAGAAACUCGCAAACAUUGGUCUCGAAUCACGUAAUCUCCUUCCAGAGACUUCCAGAGAGCAAAUUUUCAUCCCCGUCAGAAGAAAGCAACGGAAACAUCAGCUAUCAAUGUUCUUCUUCUGGUCCUGAGAUUCCAAGCCUUUUCUUCUCUGAGUGGUUUUCUUCUUCAGAUCCCCAUACCGAUUAUUAUUCCACUGAUUUCACAGACUCCAACCACAAUCAUGCUCCAACUACUGUAAAAUCUUCCUCACAUUAUGAAGAAAUGGGUGAUGGUGAUCAGUUCCAUUACAACGAAAUGAUGAUCAACAACAGCAACUGGACUCUUAACGACGUCGUGUUUGGUUCGCAGUGUCAGAAGCAGGAGCAUAUGAAAAGAUAG